AUGUUCGUUAAGGAAAUCAUUCGGAAAAUGGGAUUUCAUCAUACUUGGAUUAGGUGGAUUAUGAGUUGCAUCUCAUCGGUCACAUAUUCCUUCAACUUCAAUGGCUCCUCCUAUGGUUUUAUUGAGCCAUCUCGCGGUCUCCGACAAGGUGACCUGUUGUCACCCUUCUUGUUCUUAUUCUGUGCGGAAGGUUUCUCUUCCCUUCUUGGUCAAGCGGAGGCAGUAGGAGAGAUCUCAGGAGUUAGUAUAGCAAGAAGAAGUCCAAGUAUCUCGCAUUUACUUUUCGCGGAUGAUUCACUCUUAUUUUUCAAAGCAUCGGUCUCACAAGCUACUAUAAUUCGUGAUUUGCUUAGGCAGUAUGCGAGUGCUUCCGGGCAGGAAAUUAAUCUCGCAAAGUCGUCGCUGUUCUUUCGCAGAAACACCCUAGAAAAUUUGCGUGUCCAGCUUAAACAAAUCCUCAAUGUAAUCAGAAUCGGAGGGCAGGAUAAGUACCUAGGGAUUCCUGCAUUAGUUACAAAAUCAAAAUCAGAAACCUUCAAAGAGAUAAGCCUCAAAGUUAAACAGAAAGUUUCGGGGUGGAAGGGAAGCUUACUGUCCUAUGGAGGUCGUGAAGUCCUUAUAAAGAGCGUGGCGACGGCAGUGCCCAUAUCAACAGGAUUAUAUCGCAUUUCUGAUGGGGUAGGCGAAAUACGGAGAACAAGUUACAUUGGGUCUCGUGGCGGAAAAUUUGCCUGA
Messenger RNA from Mercurialis annua (annual mercury), 735 nucleotides. RefSeq lists its product as uncharacterized. The record is from RefSeq and is a predicted model, not a curated record. The transcript has 2 exons. Bases 1 to 735 code for a protein of 244 amino acids. Lineage: Eukaryota; Viridiplantae; Streptophyta; Magnoliopsida; Malpighiales; Euphorbiaceae.